AUGGAGCAAUUUUUGGUCAAACAAGCUCUUGCCAGAAGAGACAAGUUGGAUAUUAAAGAGGUACUAACUCCAGCUGAUUUUCAGGCCAAACUGAAAGAGGCUGGAGACAAAUUAGUUCUGAUUGACUUCUUUGCAGACUGGUGUGGGCCUUGUAAGCAAUUUGCACCAACAUUUGAGGACAUGGCUGCAGAAUGUCAUAUCAGUGCUGUGCCAACAUUCCAUUUUUAUAAGAAUGGAAAGAAGGCAGCUGGAAUUCUUGGAGCAAGUGAGAACCAUUUGAAAGAAAAAAUCGAAGCAUUGCAGUGA
Carcharodon carcharias (great white shark) is the source of this 306-nucleotide messenger RNA. Its product is annotated as thioredoxin-like. The transcript has 4 exons. The coding region runs from base 1 to 306 and encodes 101 amino acids. NCBI's taxonomy places the organism in Eukaryota, Metazoa, Chordata, Chondrichthyes, Lamniformes, Lamnidae. The record is from RefSeq and is a predicted model, not a curated record.